AUGACUCUACCGUGUUCAAGCGCAGGAAGCGAACACGGGACGAAGGGAACGAGCGAUGAAGGCGAAAGGCUCCUCAGGAUUAUGGAGCACGGCUCCCUCAACGCGAGCACGCUGAAAGGAUACCACAGCAAGUGGGACACGUGGACAGGUGAAAGAGCUAAAGCGAAUCUGAGUCCAUGGUUGUACGAAGAAGACGGUGUGGAUAGCGCAGUGAUAGAGCUGACUGUGUUCAUGGCGUCGAGGUGUUUAGUGGACAAGAACCAAAGCCAAACGGUGAAGGGGUACCUCGCGACUAUCAAGUACUUCCAUAAACUGUAAGCAGGCUGGGAGCUGCCCACGUCUCACUUCAGAAGGGUAGCUGUUGGGAAGGCAAUAGACAGACUGCAUGCGAGGGCAGAGACGAAACCGUUGGUAAGGCAACCGCUCACCGUGCCGAUAAUCAUUGCUGGUAGAGAAAGAACGCAGACGAAUGCUUCCGGACUAGUGACGUGGAUGGGGAUCGCUCUCUCAUAUUUCUUGCUGUGCCGAGCGUCUGAGCUGUGGGCCUACCAGAACGGCUUAGUGCACGCCGGUGUUUGUCUCACGAGAGGGAACCUCGUAUUCUUCGAAGGAGCGUGUCGGCUAGCGUGGAACGAAAGAAGGUGGGCAGACAGAGUAGAAGUGACCUUUCGCGCGUCGAAAGCGGACCAAAAGAGGCGAGGCGCGGUAGUAUCGAGAGAGAGAGUAGUGCGGGACGAGGAAGGGGGACAGAUGGCUGAGAAGUUGGGGGCGCUAGAGAUCUUGCUGAAUCUGCUUGACCUGCACCCAGAGUUAGGAAGUAGCGCGCCGCUCAUGCAGUCGGUCAAGCAGGGACGGUGGGCAGUAGUGUCGAGGUCGGAAACAACGACAGUGCUGAGAGACAUGGUGAAAAGAGUAGGAGAAGACCCAACGCACUUCGCGCUGCAUUCAGGGAGGAUAGGUGGUGCGACGCAACCAGCAAAGCAGGGCGAAUCGGUUGUUCAGAUUCAGAGGGCGGGGAGGUGGAAGUCAGGAGCGUUUAUGACGUACGUUAGGGCAGGAGGAGGCGAAGGCGCUAACCAUGUAUCGCGUGCACUAGCGUCUAGCUGAAGGGGAGAAGUAGCGUGGAAAAGAGCGCCGAGUAUCGGGCCGCGCAAUGGGAUAUGACCUGGGCAUAGACGUCGGGUUGGCCUGAUAAGUGAUACCUAGUGAGUCCGAGAAGAAGUCAAUGGUUCGGCUCAUAGGUUGGAUUUUGGUUUUGAUAUGUUUUGGUUUCGGCGUUUCUGAUUUCUUGUCGCCUUUUUCUAAUUAUCCAAAUUUCUUGAGCAAAACACAAAACGAAGGAUUC
Molecule: messenger RNA, 1345 nt
Organism: Ectocarpus sp. CCAP 1310/34
Lineage: Eukaryota; Phaeophyceae; Ectocarpales; Ectocarpaceae
Source: the annotation of a GenBank genome assembly